Molecule: messenger RNA, 612 nt
Organism: Hepatospora eriocheir
Lineage: Eukaryota; Fungi; Microsporidia; Hepatosporidae
Source: the annotation of a GenBank genome assembly
AUGAUGAAAACAUUAGUAAACUUUAUAAUUUUAUGUUUAGUUCUGGAUAAUGUAAAUAAGUGCAUAUCGAACAACGGUGAUAUAAGAACAGAAAGAUUCUUCAGACAUUAUUUUAUUGUAAUGGCUGUGUUACUGGGAUUUGAUAGUGCUGCUUCUAUUCUUUUAAAUAGGAUUCCAUAUUAUCACGUAAUUAAGCUAAUGACAAUAGCUUUGAUAGGACUACCCAAUAGUCAAGGACCUUACUUCAUUUACAAUAUGUAUCUUUCUCAACUAAACAUCGUGUUUUCUAAGUAUCUUUCUUACUUCAAUCAACUAGCUCUCAAUCUUAGGGACUCCUUAACCAAGAGAUACAAUAAUAGUUCAGCUAUAACCACUUCAAUUGAUAGAGUGUUAUUUACUAAUAUUAAGAAACACAGUGAUUAUUUCAAACAGAUGUUUUUUAAACAACAAGAUGAGUCUGUUAAAUCUAAUUUAACAGUUGAAGAUGAUUCUAAUAAGAAUUUUAAAGAAAAAACAAAAACUUGUUGUAAAAGUAAUGAAGAUUCUCCAAACCAACUGCCACCUUUAGGUGAAAAGAAAUGCUGUAAAUCGAAGAUGGUUAAAACGGAAUAA